Solanum verrucosum is the source of this 394-nucleotide messenger RNA. RefSeq lists its product as uncharacterized. The coding region runs from base 1 to 390 and encodes 129 amino acids. The transcript has a single exon. The record is from RefSeq and is a predicted model, not a curated record. NCBI's taxonomy places the organism in Eukaryota, Viridiplantae, Streptophyta, Magnoliopsida, Solanales, Solanaceae.
AUGAACUUCACUUUCUUGAACUCAAUUCUUGAAAGAGUGUCAUUAAGGCUACCAUUACUAUUCUAUGCAGCAACAUGGACAACUAUUUUGACGAUAAUCGUAGCUGUGGCAUCAUUUUCUCCAGAAUUUGCCUUUGUUUCCGCGAUAACACCUUCUUCUUCCUUCUCUCAAGCUUGUCAUCAUCAUCAUAAUCGUAACGAAAAUGGAUAUGUAAGAAUACCAUUGGAUCUUCCAUUAGAGGUUUUUUGUUUCCCUUCUCAAGUUUUUAAAAGAUCUCAAAUGGAUUUAAUUGUUCCUCCUAUUUUUGCUGCUACUAUUGUGGCUGUAUCUGCUUAUGUUGUUAAAGCUUUUGCUUUAUGGGAAGUUGAUGAUCAACAUAAUCAAUUUUGACUUU